Molecule: messenger RNA, 741 nt
Organism: Lichtheimia ornata
Lineage: Eukaryota; Fungi; Mucoromycota; Mucoromycetes; Mucorales; Lichtheimiaceae
Exons: 1
Coding region: 1-741 (246 amino acids)
Source: RefSeq, a predicted model, not a curated record
AUGGCCUUGUCGACUAUGUCUCCUUCAUCAUCAUCCACCAGCCAAACACGUUUGCGAUCCGUAUGGUCAAAAUGGUCGACAGCACGCGAAAAGCGCAAGAUGCUUAUGCUUCCUACCGUUAUGGCCGCUGCUACGGAAAAAGUGGUGAUGCAUCGUCGAUCGUCUCCAUCACAACAUCAGUCUCAGCAGAUUAAAUCCGAGGAUCUCACUUGCAGCCAAUUUGCACAUAUGGCUGGUAUCCGCAUCCUACGCGAGAAUGAUGACGAAGACGACAACGACGACGUAGAAUCGGAUGAUGACGACGAUGAUGAUGAAUGUGCUGCAUUGACACAUGGCUAUGGUGAUCAACGUGUGAUGGCAACAUCAUCAGUGCACAUGGGCCGUAGUUUUUCGGAUCGUGGUGGUUCAAGAAGAUCACAACCACAAAUUUGGGAUCCAGCAUUUUGGCAGCAUCAAAUUCAACAACAACAACACGAUGAAAAAAUGCACCAACCUCAACCUGGUGCUGUGAUGAUGACACCUCUUCAUUCAUACGCAUCCACAUCAUCCACCGCUUCAUCGUAUUCAAAUCCUUCUUCUACUUGCUCCAGCCCACCCAGCCUCAUGCGAUCGGGCCCAAGCGUUAUUCGCAAGGGUCGUUUCAAGAUUGUGGUUGGCCAAGAUGAAGAACAACAAAAUGAUGCCAAUGCUGCUGAACCAAAGUAUGUUGAAUGGCGUCGCAAGCGUGCUUGCACCACUUGA